CCGCCCCGGACCUUGGGGGAAGGGAGAGUCACGGAUGAUGCUGACUAUUGGCGGUUAAGGCUCCUUCCGAUCCAGCCUCCGCCCGCAGGAGGAGGAGGUGCUUUGUCAAUCGAGGCCGCUUGUUAGGCCUCGGAGGCCCAACGAGAACCUCUGGCGGGGACCUCGCGUCCGCCUGACCGCGCUGAGGGAAGAUUUCGGUGAGGGGGAGAAAAAGGACGAGUGUUCGGGUGCUCUCGGUUAUCGCAGGAUUAGUCUGUUCUGUUCUGUUCCGGUCCAGUCCGUGUGUACACGAGGACAGGUCUUCGCUUAAAAGGAAAACUAGAAAUAUGGCAACGAACGGAUCGGCAAACUGCCUGGGCACUUCACAAGAUGAUCAAGAUCAGGACUGUCAAGUGAAACCCAAGCCACUCUUACUUAAGUUGCUGCACUUUGCUGGAGCACGAAGUGAAACCUUCACAAUAAAGGAGGUAAUGCACUACUUGGGACAGUACAUAAUGGCUAAGCAGUUGUAUGAUGAAAGACAGCAACAUAUAGUACAUUGUUCUGAUGAUCUGUUGAGUCACUUGUUUGGAGUGCAGAGCUUUUCAAUUAAAGAACCACGAACAUUAUAUGCCAUGCUCUCAAAAAAUUUGAUAUCCGUGGGCCAUGAAGAUUCUAUAAAUGAUCUCAAUCUUGGAGAGAUUACCAACCAGCUUGGGGGUGAAGAUUGUCUCAUGACAGUCAUUCCAAAUGAUGGGAAUGCUUGCACAUCAUGCAACGUUUCCUGUUCUCCUGCAACAGGCAGAAGAUCUAAUUGCAGUGACUCUGAUAACGAUGCCUCACCUGAUGAGCAGUUUCAUACUAGACGGCGAAAGCGGCAUCGAUCUGAUAGCAUUUCUCUCCAUUGGGAUGAUCUGUCUUUGUGUCUGAUAAGCAAAUUGCGUCGAGAACAUGGAAACAGUGAAUCAUCAGAUUCUCCCAGUCAUCUGGAUAUUCAUAUUGGUACAGAAGGUGAAGACUCCAGUGAUAAGUUUAGUGUUGAGUUUGAAGUUGAAUCAGUUCACUCUGAAGAUUAUAGCGAUUUCAGUGAGGAUUCACAAGACCAAAGUGACAAAGAGAUUUAUGAAGUUGCCAUUUUUGAAGCUGCUGACAGUGAUGAAAGCACCUUUGUUGAAGAAAUUGAUCCAGAAAUAUCUGAAGCCGAUUAUUGGAAAUGUUCCAAAUGUGAAGAGCUGAAUCCUCCAUUGCCACGACAUUGUCAUCGAUGCUGGUCUGUCUGUCAAGAUUGGCUUCCUGAUAAACCUAAACUUCAGUUUGACAAGAUGCAGGAUGAAGGUAUUGACGUUCCUGAUUGCAAGAAGCCACCACUUGAGUCAAAGAAAUCAAACUGUUCGGAUUUAAUCAGUGAGGCAUCUCAAUGCUCAGAGUCACAAGAAACUGAGUGCUCGGAACCUUCUACUUCUGGUAGCUUCAACUGCUGCAGCCAGGAAUUUGAAAAAGAAAGUACAGGCAAGGGAGAGAAAGGCGAGUUGAGCACUUUGGGACCUUUGGAAGCUUGUGUUAUAUGUCAGGCACGACCAAAGAAUGGUUGUAUUGUUCAUGGUAGGACAGGCCAUCUUCUCGCUUGUUACACUUGUGCAAAGAAACUGAAAAAGAGAAACAAACCAUGUCCUUUGUGCAGAGAGCCAAUCCAACUGGUUGUAUUGACCUACUUUAGUUAAAUGUAAUUAUUUAUUACUGUUUGAAAAUGGACUAUAUUUCCAAAAAAAAAAGCAAAUUUUUGAUUGCUACUAACUAUACAUUGGCCUAGAUUUUAUGGUAACAUAUUUUGCCAGGAAAUCGAUCCAUUAUAUUUAAUUAAAAUACUCCCUCUUAAUGUUAAUAUUGUUUCAAAAUGAACUUCUGCAAGUGUUUGACUACCUCUUCACUCCCCCAUCCUAAUAUUGGCAGAUCCUUGUGAGGUAAUAAGAACUUCAUAAAGAAUAUGACUUGCUAUUUAAUAGGAUUACAAGUAUUACCAUGUUCCCAUUUUAAUUCUGUAAAUUCCUAUUUAACUGAUUUGAUUUGAUUUGUUAUGAUGAAUGGUUCUUUAUACAAAAAUAUCUAUUAUUGUUUGCACAAUUUGAUAAGGAAUAAUUUAUACAGUACAAUCCCCAUAUCCCUUGCUGGAUCUCCAGGUUAGCUUGUACAGAUGCACAGAUUUGUAUAAUUUGUUGUAUGCACCAGGGCAAUUCACAGCAAAAAGAGGUAUAUUUGAAGUUUAGUUUUCUGUUAUAUAUGAAACUAAUUUAUUUGUUGAUGUCUAAUUUCUUUAAUCAAAGUUUAGGUUAGAUUUAAAACUUUAAUUAAAAUUACAAAGCCUCAAAUCUUGAUAAGAUGGGAAGAUCCAUAUCUGACACUUCUAAUGCUUCACUGCACUACACUACAAUUUAACCACGAGUGAUGUUCAUAUCCAUUGUACUGCAUAAAAUAAGAUAUUAGGAAAAUCAAAGAAUGUUAACUUCUAAGAGCUGAUGCUCUGUGUGCUUUGAAGUUUUAUCUUGGACCACUUGGGACAUUUGCAAGGUGUUUCUUACUAUGAAUGACUCAGGCAAAUUUACCUUGAUGGAAAUUACAUGAACAUGCAAACAGCUGGAAAAAAAAAUUGGAGUCUUUUAACCAAAACUAAAUGCACAGAAAAUUUCAUGCAUUUAUUGUCUGCGGUCCAAGUUGUGAUCCCCCAAAAAAAUUUCUGCCUUUUCAAAUAAUUUUGUAAUUCUUAUGAUUUUGGAAAUGCAGGUGUUGGACUGUUGGACAAAGUUUAAAAAACACACAACACUAGGUUAUAGUCCAACAUGCUUAUUUGGGAACACUAGCUUUCGGUGUGCUGCUCCUUCAGGUGGUUAUGAAGUUUAAGAUCAUAAGACACAGAAUUUAUAGCAAAAGUAUACAGUGUGAUGUAACUGAAAUUAUAUAAUGAAAAAGACUGGAUUGUUUGUUGUCCCAUCUUUUAGAACGAGCAUGUUGGUUUCAGUUCUUUCAUAUGUAAAUCGCAGACCAAUUAAAAGUUACAUUCUCAAGUGAACUUU
Chiloscyllium plagiosum (whitespotted bambooshark) is the source of this 3047-nucleotide messenger RNA. RefSeq names its product MDM2 proto-oncogene (gene mdm2). The record is from RefSeq and is a predicted model, not a curated record. Gene Ontology annotation, molecular function: identical protein binding; ubiquitin protein ligase activity; p53 binding. Gene Ontology annotation, biological process: protein ubiquitination; cell cycle; regulation of cell cycle. Gene Ontology annotation, cellular component: nucleus. NCBI's taxonomy places the organism in Eukaryota, Metazoa, Chordata, Chondrichthyes, Orectolobiformes, Hemiscylliidae.